Messenger RNA from Drosophila persimilis, 1278 nucleotides. Its product is annotated as carboxypeptidase B. Gene Ontology annotation, molecular function: metallocarboxypeptidase activity; zinc ion binding. The coding region runs from base 169 to 1242 and encodes 357 amino acids. Gene Ontology annotation, biological process: proteolysis. The transcript has 2 exons. Lineage: Eukaryota; Metazoa; Arthropoda; Insecta; Diptera; Drosophilidae. The record is from RefSeq and is a predicted model, not a curated record.
CAGUCCAGUGUACUGCUCGCCUGGCAGGACUACAAGGACUACCAGGUCUAUGAGCUGACACCGCGAGAUAGCAGCGAAGAGAGUCUACUGCGAAAGUUGGCCAGGGAGAAGCCGCAAUGGGAUUUUCUUGGUCCCAUUCGCUGGCACAACGAGAGCACGGUUCGGGUCAUGCUGCCCCCCGAGGAAGCCUCCAGUUUGGUCAGUCUCUUCGAAAGCCACCAACUGAGAUAUCGACUGCUGAUCAAGGAUCUGUCUCCACUGGUGCAGGCCCAACGUGCGGAGAAUCUGCGCAGCAAGCAGCGCCUCCAACUGCCCCACAUCGAUGUGCUGGCGGCCUUCUACACCCACGCCGAGAUCAAUGCCUAUCUGGACAGCCUGCCCGAGCGGUAUCCCAAGAGGGCCCAGGUCAAGCAGUUUGGAUGGAGCUACGAGCGUCGUCCCCUCAAAGUGCUGACGAUCAGCAACGGGGAUGGACGUCGAAAUAAGCCGGUGAUCCUCAUCGAUGGCACUGUCCAUGCGCGCGAGUGGAUCUCACCCUCGAUGGCCCUGUACAUUAUCCAGCAGCUUCUAGACAACUAUGAGGAGAAUCAGGGUCUGUUGCAGGACUACGACUGGGUCAUUAUGCCCGUGGUCAAUGCGGAUGGGUACGAGUACACCCACUCGGAGUCGCGCUACUGGCGCAAGACACGGAAGCCCACCACCGAUCCGGAUUGUGUGGGCACGGAUAUCAAUCGAAACUUUGCCCACGAAUGGGGACACGAUGCGGGCUCUUCGUCUGAUCCCUGCGAGGAUAUCUACCGUGGCGAGCGUCCCUUCGAUCAGCCCGAGUCGCAGGUUCUGCGGGAUAUUCUCCUGCAAUACAGCCCGCGUCUCAAGUGGUAUCUGUCGCUCCACUCCUACGGCAACUAUUUCCUUUUGCCCUGGGGAUACACGAACAAUUUACCUGAGAACUAUCAGGACAUGAUGGACGUGGCCGAAGCCGGAGCCUUCGCGAUUGUCCAUUCCACCAACGGCAUCUAUAGUUAUGGCAGCACCUACUAUGUCCUGUAUCCCACCUCGGGCGAUACGGCGGACUACGCACUGGGCGUGGCCAAUGCUACAGUGGCCAUGACCAUGGAGCUGCCUGCCGGCGGAUUCUCCGGCUUCGAUCCCUGGGUCUCGCACAUCGAGGGCCUGGUCACGGAAAGUUGGGUGGGCGUGCGUGCCAUGGCCGCGGAGGUGAUAAGGCGCUACCCAUCAUAGUUUGAAGAUCGUAAAUAAAGAGAUAUUAAAGUCGAA